AAUGAACGUUUUUGUAGUUCUGAGUUGAGGGUUUGAACUACAUUUUCCACAAGAUUGUCAGUUACGUACUUCCGUGGUUCAUUGCGUAUUUCCUGUAUCGGUUGGCAGCAGGCAACGCCGGAGUGUGUUUAUUGAGUUGGAUCAAGAAGUACUCGAACAAUUUGGAUAUCUGUUUCGGGCGUUUCAUCAUGAAGAAACAGGACACACAAGAGUCGUCCACGCAGGGCAGUGAUGCAGCACCUGGCACGGGAGAGAUGGAGGCAAGCAAGGUUACAGAGACCAGUAGCCCAAAAGAGCAAGAGCAGGACAUGCCUUCACAAGCUGAUGGUGCUGAAAGCGCAGUGGCUGUCGUUUCCAACACAGCAGAGUCUGCAGCCGUCCCACCUGUAGCAGACCCUGUACCAGUCUCCACUGUAGCAGACCCUGUACCAGUCUCCACUGUAGCAGACUCUGUACCAGUCUCCACUGUAGCAGACCCUGUACCAGUCUCCACUGUAGCAGACCCUGUACCAGUCUCCACUGUAGCAGACCCUGUACCAGUCUCCACUGUAGCAGACCCUGUACCAGUCUCCACUGUAGCAGACCCUGUACCAGUCUCCACUGUAACAGACCCUGUACCCCUCCCGGUCUCCACUAUAGAGGAGGGGGUGUCGUCUCAAUGUGACAUGGCUGAGGAGCUGAGCCGCCAGCUGGAGGACAUCCUCAACACCUACUGCUUGGAGGACAACGGGGAGGACGGAGUUAACCUGCCCAACGGCCAAUCAUACUGCCCCAUGCUCAACGGCCUGGCCAAUGAGGAGUUGGAUGCCAAGCCGGAGGAGGUCAAAGUGAACGCCGGCGGAGUGGAGAAAGUGAAGAUUCAAGAGAAGAAGAAGGUGAAGGGGCUGGGUAAAGAGAUCACCCUUCUGAUGCAGACCCUGAAUACUCUGAGUACUCCAGAGGAUAAACUGACAGGCCUCUGUAAGAAGUAUGCUGAACUGCUGGAGGAGCGGCGGAACAACCAGAAGCUAAUGCGGGUCCUGCAGAAGAAACAGUCUCAGCUGGUGCAGGAGACGGACCACCUGAGGAACGAACACAGCAAGACCAUCCUGGCACGCAGCAAACUGGAGUCACUCUGUCGGGAGCUGCAGAGACACAACCGCACACUCAAGGACGACGGGAUGCAGCGUGCACGUGUGGAGGAGGAGAAGAGGAAGGAAGUGACGGCACACUUCCAGGUGACUCUGUAUGACAUCCAGGCCCAGAUGGAGCAGCAUGACGAGAGGAAUGCCAGUCUUAGGCUGGAGAACUCUGAGCUGGCAGAGAAGCUCAAGAAACUCAUCCAACAGUACGAACUACGAGAGGAGCACAUUGACAAGGUGUUCAAGCAUAAGGAACUGCAGCAACAGUUGGUGGAUGCUAAGCUACACCAGGCUCAGGGUUUGCUCAUAGAGUCAGAGGACCGCCAUCACAGAGAGAAGGACUUUCUGCUGAAGGAAGCGGCAGAGUCUCAGAGGAUGUGUGAGCUCAUGAAGCAGCAGGAGGUGCAUCUCAAACAACAGCUGUCCUUAUACACAGAGAAGUUUGAGGAGUUCCAGACGACUCUGUCCAAGAGCAACGAGGUGUUCACCACAUUCAAACAGGAGAUGGAGAAGAUGACAAAGAAGAUCAAGAAGCUGGAGAAGGAGACGACCAUGUAUCGUUCCAGGUGGGAGAGCAGCAACAAGGCCCUGCUGAACAUGGCUGAGGAGAAAACUCUGCAGGAGCGUGAGUUUGACAGCCUCCAGGGGAAGGUAGGGAGGCUGGAGAAGCUUUGUCGGGCAUUGCAGAACGAACGCAACGAACUCAGCAAGAAGGUACAGGGCCUUAGCGCCGGCCCCGAGGACGACACCAGCCCAGGAGAUGAAUCCACCUCCCUCCCCCCCAUAGACUCCCAGGAGCCCAGCCCAGACCCCGACACCACCACCCCUAGUUCCCCCACACCCUGCUGCCACUUCAGCCCAGAGUUGGACACUGAGAACCAGGCCUGUGCAGCCCCCCUCACUGCCCAGGAAUGAAACCUCUCGCCUGGGCAACAACGCUCACACUCUCCUCUUCACCAACCAACUUCCAGCCUGCAAGCCAAGCCACUACUAACAUAGGCGAUAAGAGUGUGGGUCUGUGUAAAUUCCCUCAAGAAUAAGAUGAAGUUGUCCCCUAACCACAGAUCUAGAAUCAGUUUCCAUUUGAUCCAUCCUAACUAAAAACCCAAUAGGGCGAUGCAAGAGAACCUGAUCCUGGAUUUGUAGUCGGGUAGCAGCGUCUACUUGCUCUGGUUCCCGCCUGGAGAGUUGAAGGUGAUGUCAGUCAGGGGAGAUUGUGCCGCCUUGAAGGUUCUUAUCCUGCGUUUUUUUUGUCCUUUCCUUUCAGAACUCCUGUACGCAAUGUUCAUGUAAAUCACAAGCUAAGGAAAGCCUGCUCCCCAAUUGGCAUCCUAUUCCCUAUAUAGUGCCCUAUAUUUCACCAGAACCAUAUGGGAAUAGACUGUCACAAUUGGCACCCUAUUCCCUAAAUAGUGCCCUAUAUUUCACCAGAACCAUAUGGGAAUAGACUGUCACAAUUGGCACCCUAUUCCCUAAAUAGUGCCCUAUAUUUCACCAGAACCAUAUGGGAAUAGACUGUCACAAUUGGCACCCUAUUCCCUAAAUAGUGCCCUAUAUUUCACCAGAACCAUAUGGGAAUAGCCUGUGUCACAAUUGGCACCCUAUUCCCUAAAUAGUGCCCUAUAUUUCACCAGAACCAUAUGGAAAUAGACUGUGUCACAAUUUGCACCCUAUUCCCUAAAUAGUGCCCUAUAUUUCACCAGAACCAUAUGGGAAUAGGCUGUGUCACAAUUUGCACCCUAUUCCCAAAAUAGUGUCCUAUAUUUCACCAGAACCCUAGAUGAUGUUGGACCACAAGAGUAUUUAGUAGGUGUGUGCCUGUCUCCAUCGGUCUUUCGUGUGUGUCCGUGAUACAGUGAAGCAGCAGAUGUCUGGCCACAGUUGGACUUCAACCCAGAGCAUGUAGGGAUCAUCACCUUUUCAGUUCAAAGAUCAGUGUGUAUAUCUCUAGGUUGGGGAUGUCACUUUUUUUCAUUCUGUUCUAGAUAUCAUUGUUUAUCCUAGAACCAGAGGUCCAGAGCGUUAAUGGAUAAUGUACGUAUUCUGUAGGAAUCUUGCGCAAUCGGUGGAUCUACAGAAAGUACUCUAACCAAGGGGUGUGUAAUGUCUCGGAACCAACAGGAAGCUAAUAGGGCAAACCAGGGAAGGGACUAAACUGAACUUGUCCAAUAUGAAACGUGUUUUCCAUUGCAAAAUGUUUCACUACAGUGUGCACUACUGAAUACACCCCAAGAAUAGAGGGAAUAGCCUUGUGUUUUGGUUUGUUUCUUUAUAUCAUGUUACACAGCAGAGUUUGUAGACUGUUUUUUGAUAUGUUAUUUUAACACCUGUGUAUCUAAUGGAGAUUCACCACUAUAUAUAGAUAUCAGUCCAAAAAAAAACGAAUGGUUAACUAAUUGAGAUUGUUUUUUUUCGUCAUCAUUCCCACAAUAUGCAUGUAUCCAUUCCACACGCUCAUAUUCCUUGUUUUCCCAAUGUCAUUCUACAACAUUUGAUCCGAUGGAAUGUUUUUUUCAUGCUGCCUUUCCUUGCUAUCAUGAGCCAUGUAUAUGUUUAAGAUGUAAGAUUCCAUUAACCACUAAAACAGAUAUUGAAAUGUACUGACCAAGGUUGGCUACCAAUAAUUAAUGCCUGUGUGUGGGUGAGUGAGUGUACGUAUCUUAGCAAGAUUUGUUGAAUCACAACUCGGAUAGUUCGAUUUGUUAAUCAGGUGCAAGUAAUAAAAUAUUUUAACUGAUAUAUCUAUGCAA
Oncorhynchus mykiss (rainbow trout) is the source of this 3871-nucleotide messenger RNA. Its product is annotated as alpha-taxilin. The record is from RefSeq and is a predicted model, not a curated record. NCBI's taxonomy places the organism in Eukaryota, Metazoa, Chordata, Actinopteri, Salmoniformes, Salmonidae. Gene Ontology annotation, molecular function: syntaxin binding.